This is a messenger RNA of Paramuricea clavata, 9353 nucleotides long. The record is from the annotation of a GenBank genome assembly. Lineage: Eukaryota; Metazoa; Cnidaria; Anthozoa; Malacalcyonacea; Plexauridae.
AGAGAUAAAGAAGGCAGACGCAUAAAUGAUCCUGAUUAUGACCCAAGAACACUCUAUGUAAGAUAUUUUGACAAGUAGCUACUCUACACCUUCGCUAAAAUUCCCACUAAUUUCUUGUUGUUUUCCCAGAUUCCCUCAACGUACCUCAAUUCCAAAGAAGUGACGCCAGUAUGUUAGAGAAAUCACAUUUUCCCAUCAUUUUCAUAUGUUUUGUUCGUGCAGAAACCACGACCCACGGCAGUGUACUCAUCGAAAUUUUUGUUUUCAGGGCAUGCGACAAUGGUGGAAGAUUAAAAUGGACAAUUAUGAUACCGUUCUUUUCUUCAAGGCAAGUUUGGGAAAAAUUUACCCCCGUUAUAUCACAUAUAAUAUACCUUGACUGGUUCAAUUGUUUUAACUUUUAUUUAAUUACCGGUAUUUAAGUCGUUUAUAUUAACUUUUAUUUAUUUACCGGUAUUUAAGUCGUUUAUAAUAUAACCGUUCUAUAACGUCCUUGUAUCUGGUCUCGUUCCUUCUCGUUCCAUUUGUUUUUCAAUAUUGUCUCUCGAAUACCUUUGUUCUCUUCUGUGUUUCUGUAAACUAGAAGCCGGUUGUUCGAAGCCCGAUUAGCGCUAACCCUGGGUUGAAUUUUAACCUGCUGUUUUUGUUUAUGUAUUUCUGCAUGUCGUUUCAAAGCUUUAGAAAAUAAACCCUCUAUUGAACCAGAAAAGAUUUCUGGAAAAACAUAUUCAACUUCAUUGAUGAGCUGUUGGAAAAUUUAAUUUGUAGAUUUGUGUCAACAUUUGCAAAUUUGUGUGCUAUAUGGUUAUUGAAAAGUCGUGAAAACUGACUUUAUUUAGGUUGGAAAAUUUUACGAGUUCUAUCACAUGGAUGCAGUUACUGGCGUUAAAGAACUUGGUCUGGCUUACAUGAAGGUAUUAGCCACAGCUCACAUGUUUUAUUAGGCAGCAAGGCAUAAACAGGGCACGCAAAUUAUGUCAUAUUGUGUGGUAUUAGCCAAGAAGAAUCUCACCAUUGUCGUUCACCAUUGUCGUUCAUUUUAGGGCAAGUUUGCUCACGCUGGUUUUCCAGAGAUUUCGUAUGGUCGAUAUUCUGAUAUGCUGGUUCAGAAAGGAUUCAAGUGAGGCUACGUUGACACUUGUAUCAGAUGGCUUUCCGUAGCGACGUGAAAAAACACCAAUCCGUACCAGAGCCAGAGGAAUUAUUGCAACGCAGAGAUGUUGUUUCGCUCAGCUUCUGAAAGUUGUACAAUUCGUAUCGGAUAGGUGCUUUUUCGCACCGCUACGGAAUUAGCUAUCCAGUAUAGUGGAAACCUAGCCUAGGAAGCCGUAUCAAUUUCAGUGUAGGGAGGGAACAGUUUUACAGGUUUUGCAGUAUUUAUAAAAUCUUAUUUCUGUCAAAGGGUUGCACGUGUUGAGCAAACUGAGACUCCACAGAUGAUGAAUAACCGCACAAGUAAGUUUACAACAAGAAGAAGAAUUUAGUUUAGCACACAUAAUCUAUAUACAAGUAUUAUAUAAAUGGUAAAUGUAUAUGUAAUAAAACACGACAGUGAUUUCUUUUGUCUUUUCUCAUGAAUUAUUAUUGAUGUUUGUGUGAUGUUACUCUGAGUGUAUAUCCACACCAGGCAGGCUUGAAAAAUAUGCCUGGCCACGGUGGGAUUCGAACCUACGACCUUUAGAAUACUCGUAGGUUCGAAUCCCACCGUGGCCAGGCAUAUUUUUCAAGCUUGCCCGGUGUGGAUAUACACUCAGAGUAACAUCACACAAACAUCUUAUUCACCUGAGUACAUUACACCAACGCAGCAAAAAUUAUUAUUGAGUUUUUAAAGUCUUUAUGAACUCGCGUUUAUUUUCAGAUAAGGGCGAUAAGGUUGUGAGACGAGAGCUUUGUGCGAUCACGUCAAAAGGUGUGUAUCAUUAAACAAGAUAUAAUGAACUGUUGAUUGGUAGUUUCUCUUAGGUAUCGACAAUGAUGGUUACUUAAUUUAAAGUGUUCAUUUUGUUUUUCCAGCGACAAAAAUGUUCAGAUUUAACGAGGGUGACAUUGCUGACGACGCAGCCGCUUAUUUACUGGCCGUGAAGGAAUCUGUACGUCGAAAUAAAAUUUUGUUGUCAAGUUUUUCGUCUUUUUAUUCUCUUUCUGAAUAUUGGUUUUGUUUUUCCAGGGUUUUGAUGAAAGUUGUGGAGGAGAAAGCAAAUAUGGCGUUUGUUUUAUUGACACGUCGAUUGGAAAAUUUCAUGUAAGAUUGCAUCAGUUGAUAGCCGGCUCACAGAUUGAAUUCCGCUUUAAUAUUCUUCAAUUAUUUCGUCUUCACUGUAGUUAGGACAAUUCUCUGAUGACAGACAAUGUUCAAGACUUAGAACUCUCAUUGCUAACAACGUCCCGGCUCAGGUAAAUAUCAGUCAAUCAGGAUGUUUAGCUUAACAAUUAGUCGCCGAAGGCGAGGUGAUUGCAAGCCUAUAUUCACUGAGCCGAAGGCGAAGUGAAUAUAGGCUUUUGACAAAAAGGUCGGCGUGUCUAGUGUACAGUAGUCGAUCCAUUGUUUAUUUCCAGAUUCUGUUUGAACGGGGAGGCAUAACAAAGAAAACACAAUCUGUCCUUCACCAUGAGAUGCUUUCAACUAUGAAGGAACAACUUUCUCCUGGUUUGUACAUUUUGUACUCGGAAAAGCAUACAAAAUAUGGAACAAUUAGUAUUUACAGCUUGUACCAGCUAGAAUCAAUAUGUUCUUGUUCAAGGUGCUGAGUUUUGGGACGCAUCAAAGACGAUCAAAUUUUUGCAAGAAAAUGAAUAUUUUCACGAGGGAGGCGAACAGGUAUAUACCAGCAUUUCUGUUGAGUAGUUUUAUUUGAUGUAUCAGACUUUUCGUGUCGGAACUACCUGAAGAAGAUAAAAAAAAAACACUUCGACGAGCUAGGCCCUUCAUCUUGUGGUUAAGCCUUGAUAUAGCAGAAGUGAGAGUUUGCAUGAGAGUUUUCUCAUCUCUCAUGCCCCUGGUCAAACGAGAACAAGAGUUGCACGAGAGUUGAGAAGAGAGACUUUAAAUCAGAGUUUUCUCAACUCUCAUAUCCUGGUCAAACGAGAACAACAGUUGCAUGAGAGUUGAGAAGAGAGACUUUACAUCAGAGUUUUCUCAACUCUCAUGCCCUGGUCAAACGAGAACAAGAGUUACAUGAGAGUUGAGAAGCGAGAGUUUGCAUGAACGUUUUUCUCUUUUCUAGAAAUGGCCUGAAACACUGAAAGGAAUGUCAAUCGGUGGUAGGUUUCUACUCUGUUGCAUUGGACAGCUUGAUAUGCUUGCGAAUAUUACCGCCAGAUGGAAAUCUUCUGACUAAAGUGAAUGAACAUCUUUCAUUCUUCAUGUUCGUUCUAGAUAAUGCUGGACUAACUCCUGCUGAGGAUUUUGAAUUGGCUUUUUCAGCCUUGGGAGCUUGUAUUUGGUAAGUCGAAACAUUGUUCGAAUGGUAUACAACCCGCUGUACCCUCAUGAGAUGAUUUUGAUGUAUUGAAAUCACAGUGCACGAUUCAGAAAAACUACUUUAUUUUUCUGGUGCUAGAUUAUAGUAUUAAUAGGGCCAUUUAUACUGAACAAAAUAAGACGCGACUUACAUAAGACGCGACUUAAGUAAGACGCGAGUUUGUCGUAUAAAAGGUACAAAAUUCUUAUGUAAGACGACUCUUGGAUAAGACGCGUCUUACAUAAGAACAGGUCUUUUAGCUGUUCUUAUUUAAGUCGCGUCUUAAAUAAGAAAUUUUGGACAAAAAGUCUAACUACACAUGUCAGAAACUUGAAACAACGUAAAAUUUAAUGCCUUGCAUAUUAAAACAAAAACAACCAAAACAACAUUAUAGCUAUAGCAAAUAAAUAAGACCAAAGCCGUAGAGAACCAUUUAUGCGAUAACUCCACUUAUUUAAGUCGCGUCUUAUGUAAGUCGCGACUUAUUUUGUCACGUAUAAAUGGCCCUAUUGUAAACGAAAGGUUGUUCAAGCAGCGAUAAUAAUCUUGAACUACGAGAUCUUCUCGACAACAUUUGAAUUUUCUUAACUGCUGUUUGUACUCUCGUUUAAGCCUAGUGAUUUAUUUUCAAUACAUCGAAAUCAUCCCGCCUUCCUUCCUCAUGUUUAGGUAUUUGAAAAAGUGCCUGAUUGAAAAUGAACUGCUAUCAAUGAAAAAGUUUGAGGUAGUAUACCGAAUCAAAUUUCAGUGUGAAUUCAUAAUCAGCUUUCGCUUGUUAAUCUCAAAAUUUUUUAAAUAUAAUGUUUAGUUAUAUCAACCUUUGGAUGAAAUCACUGUCCACAGAAAAAGUGUGUCUUUUACAGAAGGACGAAAUCACAUGGUAAUAGAUUUUGUGUUGAUAUUAUUGACUGACAAGAAAGGAUGACUUAUUUAAUUUAUUAAUUGAGUGAUAGAGCUGAUGAAUCAGCCUUUCUCACGAAGGCCAAAGUGCAACCUCGUACCCAGGGUCCCCGUGUUUUAAGGUUCGCGUGCACACCAGAACCUUUAAACACGGGGACCCUGGGUACAAGGUUGGCCCACUGAACUAUAUAACAUAUAACGUAUAUAGUUCACUGGGUUGGCCAAAAUCCGCCAUUUUUGGGGUACUGUCUGCCCUCGUGAAAGAUUCUAGACCAUUCAAACAACGUGAAAAACGACUUUUACAAGUUAUAACUGUAAAUUUACCAUUAUACAAACAACUGCAGUACAAUACUAACAAGUUGUAUUUCGUGGCGAGGAAACUCUCGAACUUGGGGAGGGAAAAAGAUGUUUCAUACUUUUUUCUUCAAGAUUGGUUUGGAAACAAAUUUGGAGUAGGGUUAGGUUAGGAUUAGGGUUAGAGUUUGUGUUUGGAGUUGGGUUAGUGUUACUAAAAUAGUUGCUUUGUUACGUUUUGUCACUCUUCCACUUGGGAGAGGCAGUGCCUGAAAAAUUGCGGUAAAAUCGACUGUGAGAAAAGCUAAGGGAUGGGUAGAAGGUUUGGUAAAUUGGUUGAUGGGUUCUGUGUUUCUGCAGAUGCUGGAUGGUGUAACUUUAACCAACCUUGAUGUCGUACCAAACGGAGUGGAUAUACCACUAGAAGGAACGUUGCUGGAACAAGUGGACAACUGCUGCACUUCUUUUGGUUCGUAAAUUGUUAGUUUAAAGCUCGGUUUGCACUAUAUCAAAGUUUCUGUGAUCACAGUAGGAAUUUUGCAUCGGUAAAUGGACCUAUUCCCUAAUGAACAAAAUUUUGAUCUAGACAAAAAUUUCAUCACAGCUUGAAAGAGCAUCACAAAAUUAGUAAUAUUCCAAAGUUUCGUUGCGAAAUGUUGUAAAAUGCGGAUAAUAUAGCCUUGCGAAGUUUGCCGUUUUUCAGUCAUUUUGUAAUACGCACGGGAAAUUGAUACCUUUUUUCAGAAAGCGGGAUCAGUUUCCCGUGCGUAAUACAAAAUGACUGAAAAACGGCGAACUUCGCAUGGCUAUAUUAUCCGCAUUUUACAACAUUUCGCAAUGAAACUUCGGAAUAUUACUAAUUUUGUGAAUUUUUUUGUCUAGACUUGUUUAGAUCAAAAUUGUGUUCAAUAGGGAAUAGGGCCAUUUGAAACCAUGUCGGGGUUCUCAGAUCCUCAUUUUGGAAUUUAUUACAACAGGAAAGCGACUUUUCAAGCAAUGGCUAUGUUCACCGUUGUGUAAUCCCAAGUCUAUUAACGACAGGUAAGACGUGAAAACAUUGAAACGCUUACGCCUGUUGGCUGUAUUCCAAAAGCUCACUCACACUCAAAGAGUGGAGGUUCAAUCUGAGCUUCUCUUGAGUGUCAAUGCUGUUUUUGAAUAGCUGGAGGGUGAGUAGUCACAUAGCAAGGUACGACACUAACCCUCCAGCUAUUCAAAAACAGCAUUGACACUCAAGGGAACCUCAGAUUGAACUCUUUGGCUGUGAGUGUGCUUUUAGAAUACAGGCGUUAAUGACAGGAUUGCUGUUUUUUAAUCUCAUUUCUUACUGCAGUACAAUUUCUUCUUUCAGCUCAAUUUACCUGCAUAUAAAUCCUCUCUUUCAUAGGUUGGAUGCUGUCGAGGACCUAAUGUCAAGACGUUCUCUCGUGUCUGAGGCAAGAGAAAUCUUAAGAAAUCUACCUGACCUCGAGCGUUUGUUGAGAAAGUAAGACACAUGAGCUUUUACUGUUCGCAUGAGCAAACUCGCCUAGUUGAAAAUGAGCUUUAAGGUUACAGGACACCCUUUUUGGCGUUUUGCGGAAAAUGGCUACUGCGCGCUCAAUAUCAGUCCGAUUUUCAUCAAAUUUUCACCAAAUGUUCUCCAGUGCGUGCAAAAUAUGGUACAGUUGUAAAAUUAACAAACAAUAAUGUAAGAAUUAUUCAGGAAAAUCUUAAAUCGCGGUACCUUUACGCUUUUGAGUUGUACUCCUGCUGGUUUUAAGUUAUAUUUAUGAAAAUAUCAUUUUUACACAGUAAAAUAGUUGUUCUAAAAAAUUGUGUUCGGAAAUUUUUGUUUAUUUCGUCAUUCCGCUGAUAUGGUGAUUUCUAUGACGACUGCAAUAUAUUUCUGAAUUGUUUGAGUGAAUUGCUCUUUAUUUUUAAAAUAUCCAAAAUUAAAAAAAAGCCGAACACAAUUUUGAAACUGACGUCUUUAGCUAUGUCCUGUGAAAAUUUGAGAAAAAUUGGUUAAAAGCCGCAGGAGCAUAACUCGUUUGAAAAUCAGUAAUUACCGUAAAAUUUUUCGGGAGAAAAUUGAAUUUGAAUAUUACAUUUUCAAUGUUUUUCUUAUUGCAGCGAAAUGUAUUUUACUAAAUAACUCUGCGAGUUUUCAACAUUUUUCGUUCAAACUUGGUCAGAUAGUAGAACUAGUCUAAUGCUUUCAUUGAAACCAAUAAAAAAAUUUUAGGCAAAAUUAACACUCAAAGGUGUUCUGUAACCUUAAGGCUGGCUCACACUAGAAAUUCUGUUGGCGAUUUUUCUCCUCUUGGUAAAUGUGAUCGAAUGAAUGACGUGCAAAAGAUUUAGAAUUGUUUACUUCUGAAAAGCGACUCUAUACUUUUAUGUGCGAGUUCACUCAUUUGCAUCCGUCAGAAAUACAAAAUCGCCGCGACAGAAUUGAUAGUGUGAACCAGGGCCUUAUACUUGUGCUUGCGUCGUAGUGCAUGGGACCAGGCUUAUUAAAUGAACUCAUUUCCAUUCUGUUGUAAAUGUGCAAUUUCAUGUUUUCAUAGGAUUCAUAGUAUGGGCUCAGUCAGCCGUAGCAAGGACCAUCCUGACAGCAGAGCGAUCUUUUAUAAUGAACUGACGUACAGGUGAACAAUGGUUUCCCUCGUUAUAAUCUCUCGCAUGGAUCAGUAAGAGAUGAGCCGUAAUGGAUCUCUAGGAAAAACAGUUUAGUUUAGGUUUCCUCCUGUAGUAACACUGGAUCAAUAAGAGAUGAUCCUUACUGGAACUCUAGGAAGAACAGUUUAGAACUGAUAGAGCUAUCCAGUAUAAAUAAAGUUCGUCAUUUAGUUUAGGUUACCUCCUGUAGUAACAGUGGAUCAAUAAGAGAUUAUCCUUACUGGACCUCUAGGGAGAACAGUUUAGAACUGAUAGAGCUAUCCAGUAUAAAUAAAGUUAGUUUAGUUUAGGUUUCCUCCUGUAGUAACACUGGAUCAAUAAGAGAUGAUCCUUACUGGACCUCUAGGGAGAACAGUUUAGAACUUAUAGAGCUAUCCGGUAGGUUUAUUUGCUUGAAAAUGAAACUUGUUUUUAUAGUAAAAAGAAAAUUGGCGACUUUCUGUCAACUUUGGAAGGUUUUCAAAAAGCGAGAAAGUUAUGUGUGUUAUUCAAAGAUCAACUGGAAACUAUCAAGUACGGAAUUUCUAAUCUCGUGUCAUUUCCUCAUCAUUAUACUGCAAUAGUACUUGUACUUGAAUACCGAAUACGAAAAAAUCUCGUUCAUACGCAGAGUAAUUCAGGUGCCAUAGCGCGCUGAAGUUCGACUACAGUACCUUUUUUAUACACCCCCUAUCUUAUGGCAUUGUUGUCAGGCAAUGUUUACCUUGUGGUAGUAACUUCUAGUGUUAUAUACUCUAUAUUUCACACUUGCAGAUCAAAACUUCUCAGAAUGACAAUCGGCAUGGAAUCUUCAACGGAUGCGGGAAAGUUUCCUGACUUCCGAGAGGAGUUAGAUUUUUUCUUCAAGGUAAUCUCUUUUGGGAAAUUGAACGUUGUUAUUUUAGAAAAUAUAACGAAUGAAAGAAAAUAGGGAAAAAGAGGUUGAUUGCAGUCUGGCUAAUCCAAUCUCUUGUUGUUUUUAGCGAGUUUGAGAUUUGGCUUUCGCCUCCACUACCGUUACCUCUCUCGCUGACCUGGUGUGCAUGUAAUUGGUUAGCUCGGUAAACUAUAACAUUGUUGGUGGCGGUUAGUGGCGGUGGAAGUUGAAUCUUGUUCUUGGUAUGUAUUGCGUUGCAUUGCAUUGCAUAUGUUCAAUAUUGUACUGUGCCAUGUAGUUUUGUAUUGUGAUAUGUUAUUUUGUGUUGUAUUCUUAAAAUUUGGCAAAAGGGCCCACAGUAAUUGGUGGAUACUGUUGUGGUGACUCUGCCACUUGUUUGUUGAAAGUGGCGAAGUUUAAUAAAUAAAUAAAUAAAUAGAUUCUAGUUAUUCCAUCUCAUCCUAUAUUCGUAAUGCCUUCCUCUUUGAGGAAUAAAAACAGAGUUGGGCAAUAUCGUUCUUUUAUCUCAUUUUAUGCCAGUAUGCGUUUGAUCACAGGAAAGCUAAGGAAGAAGGGGUUAUUUUACCGAAAGAAGGUCAGUUCUUAUUGUUAUAAGCUUUUUUUAAAUUUUGUAUUGAAUACGCUAUACAAAUAUAUAGACCGAUUCUUCGUUUAAUAGUAGUCAGUUUAAGAUACCCCGGUUUCUGUGUACAGGUACAGGUAGCAUGAUUUUGAUUAGCAAUAUUUUCGUGUACCUUUACUCGUAAUUAAGGUGCACAUUUUUCGCAUAAAAUCAUUGACUAUUGCAAGAAAACAGAAAAAGUAUGAUCGAAUUACAGACAUCAGUAAAAACUAGUAAACAAGAUGAUACUGGGGUAUCUUAAACUCACUAGUUCCUAGCUUUGACACUUGCAAAACAAUCACUUCAGUUGCUGUGUUUAUAAACUCCCAUGCCAUUCAAAUUUUGAAAAACGAGGUUGGAUUUUUCACAUACUUCGAAGUGUUUUACACAUCGGUAAUAAACAGUUUUCAAGUUUGUUAUCUUACAGUACAAAAAGCGUGUUGUUAAUGUAUAGGUGUCGAUACUGAUUUUGAUAUGGCUAUGCAUGACAUCCAGACAACAAAACUACAUUUGAAAGAUUAUCUAGAUCGACAGAAGAAACGACUUGGAUGCAGGG